Molecule: messenger RNA, 859 nt
Organism: Nelumbo nucifera (sacred lotus)
Lineage: Eukaryota; Viridiplantae; Streptophyta; Magnoliopsida; Proteales; Nelumbonaceae
Source: RefSeq, a predicted model, not a curated record
AGUUUUGGGCCACAUUACAUAGCGUGUUGUGUAUAUAUAUCUACCCUUACUCCCAAAGGAAGUGCAUCGAUCCAUCUUUAAUUUCAAGUCUAGCCUUUACACCUCCCUCUGAAAUUCAGAGCUGAAGCAAACUUCGAUAUCCAUUUUCGUCGGUCGCUCUUUUCGUUUUCAAGUUACCUCCUCAGAAGCCAUGGGUAUCCGAUUGCCAGGGAUGGUUCUUGCAAAAGCCCUUCUCCGACGUUCUCUUUUACCUUCUGCACCAACCGCUAAUGUUCCCAAGGGCCAUUUUGCAGUCUAUGUUGGUGAUCAGGCUCAAAAGAAGAGGUUCAUUGUUCCAAUAUCUUACUUAACCAACCCUUCCUUCCAAGAUUUAUUAGGUCAGGCAGAGGAGGAGUUUGGGUUCAACCAUCCAAUGGGUGGUCUUACAAUUCCUUGCAAAGAAGAUCAAUUUCUCGACCUCACUUCUCGUUUGAGUGGCUAGUGAUCAUGAGACGAUCGGAAUGCAGGAUCUGUACCUUGGUUGACAUUCUCUGCUGCAACAUCGCCAGAUUGCAAGUCUAAAUCACACUGGUUAGUGGUUACAAACAAGUGGGAAGGCAAUAUAUUUCAAAGCCGUUGAAUGGAGAAAGGACUAAUAUUCAAGCUUUUCUCUGGCUUUCAAAGCAGCCUGCAGGGACAGCACAUUGACAUUGAAUCAAUCUCUUCAACUCGAUCAAUUUGGAAAUUAAGCAUCUACUUUGCCACUCCAAUGCAUAUAUAAAUUUACUUUUGUACAUGACCAGGGAGAAAAUCUCCCCAAUACAAACAUCAUUCAAUAAAUUCUUUUUCAUAUUUAGUACUGAAAAAUUUUUGGCGUGAA